AUGCCACGAGUCUGGUUCGCGCCGACUCCUAUGACCGAAUGGCAUGAAAGGAGAUUGAGCGACGAAAAAAUGAACGAUGGAGAUCCGAGCAGAAGAAUAACGCGCUGUGGGAGCCAUGAGCACCCAGGCGAGAGCGAUGAAGCGCCCGUCCUGACGAUUGAGAUUUCUGACAGACUUCUGGCGAACGCGGGAAGUGAACGCUCGAAUCAACAUCAGGUCAAGCAGAGGAUAUCCAAAGCGAAUUCGGAAGUCACGAUUCAUGAUGUCCGCCGGUGUACGAUUACAGAAGUACCGGAAGAGGUUCGCCAAUGGAUCGUCCUUACGUUUUCUCGACAAGAGCAGGACGAAAACGAACGCAAAAGGCAGAAGUUUGUUGUGCUAAAAUUCGAGGGCCGCUUCCGUAAGUUGGUGAAGGCCAUGAAUAUGCACAUCCGCCUCCAAAAGAUGUUCACAAUAAAGCAGGACGUGAUAAGCGACCAACUCUCGGAUUAUUUAUCGGAAAUCGACAACUGGGGCUGGAAUCCGUUCAAGGCAGGCGAACUGACAAAUGGACACCCCUUGCACUAUAGUAUGCUCGAGCUCUUCCGAAAAUACAAUAUCAACAGCAGGUUCGGGAUCAAACAAACCACACUGAUAAACUUCGCAGAUGCCAUCGAAGAAGAGUAUCAAGUUAGUGGCGCUCCUUAUCACAACAACAUCCAUGCCACAGACGUGAUGGUCACCGUGCAUCAGCUGCUCUUUCAAACCCAAAUGGCGCACUGUGAUCUGGAGCUGUUCUCGAUAUUAUUCGCGGCGGCAAUCCAUGACCUGGCGCACACCGGCCAGAGCAACCAAUUUCACAUCAACACAAAGUCUAACUUGGCGCUGCUGUACAACGACCAGUCAGUGCUCGAGAAUCACCACAUUUCCACAGCCUUCCGAAUCAUGAAGACCGAGGAGGACAAAGACUUGACUUCAAGUCUCAACGAUGCCCAGUAUAAAGAAUUCCGCUCCAACGUGAUCGCAAUGGUGCUCAGCACAGACAUGAGCACGCAUUUCGACAAAAUCAAAACCAUCAAAUCUGCAAUACGAAUGCCCAAGGAAUACUGGAACAAUGUACUCGUCGAUAAAUCAGCCGAAUAUCCCAGAACCAUGGAGAAAAUUCGCAUAAUGGAAUUGCUCUUACAUUCUGCCGAUCUGAGUAAUUGCGUCAAGCCCUGGAAAUUUCACUCAAAGUCAGCAACGCUGUUACUGGAAGAAUUUUUCCGCCAGGGAGACAUCGAAAAGGCAAAUGAUAUUCCCGUCAGUCUCCUGUGCGAUAGAGUUACUACAGAUGUCCCAAAGAGUCAAAUAGGCUUCAUGGCUUAUAUUAUUGAGCCGACUUUCGCAAUUUUAACGGAAACUGCAUUUUUCAUUGCAGUCACCUUCCUACCAGUGGUUCUUGAGGAGGACCAAGUUAAAAGUAGAAUUUCAACGGAGAAAAACUUUAAAGCAAUAAGGAACUCAGAUAUAAACCACGAAGAUGUGCUGCCAAUAAUAGACAAGUUCUCUUCUAUCUGGAUGGAGCAUUUAACGGAGAACAGAAUGAAAUGGGCGAGUUUUGAAGCCCAGGGCUCAGUGAGCUUGGACAAAGUCAACGAAAUACUAGAAGCCCAGCAAGAAUAG
This is a messenger RNA of Oikopleura dioica, 1644 nucleotides long. The record is from the annotation of a GenBank genome assembly. NCBI's taxonomy places the organism in Eukaryota, Metazoa, Chordata, Appendicularia, Copelata, Oikopleuridae.